Cucumis sativus (cucumber) is the source of this 2163-nucleotide messenger RNA. RefSeq names its product mucin-20. Gene Ontology annotation, biological process: response to abscisic acid. The coding region runs from base 78 to 1763 and encodes 561 amino acids. The transcript has 3 exons. Lineage: Eukaryota; Viridiplantae; Streptophyta; Magnoliopsida; Cucurbitales; Cucurbitaceae. The record is from RefSeq and is a predicted model, not a curated record.
UCAACUCCAUAUAUACACAUGCUCUCAUUGAGACAUAAUUAAAUAGAAACAAAAGGAAAAAGACUCACCAAAUCAUCAUGUCUCAAUUCCAUCACUUGCAAACACAUGGUGGCAUUGCUAGCCCAACCAUGGAACAACUCCUCCGAGACGGGGAUGCUUCAAGAUGGCCUCCAACACAAGCAUCUCCAGUGCUCGGAAAGGACCAUGACCUCGAAGAUGAUAUUGAUCACCAUCAGAAGAAAUCAGUUUUCACCAAGGUAAAGGAAAAAGCAAAGAAACUGAGAAAUUCACUCAGCAACAAGAAGAGGCACGGUGAAGAUGAGAACAUUACACCGUCGUGGGGUUAUAACUUGGAUGAGGAGGAAGAAGAGGAGGAAGGCGUCGAUGCUGAAUAUCUUGGAGCCCCAAUGUAUGAAUCAGAGCUCGCACCAGAGGACUGCAAAGAGAAUGCUAGGCAGCAUCCUCGAGCAGAUCCUGUGAUUGCUGAGAGUCAUACUUUAGCAAAUACCAUAAAACUUGCCUUUGGACAUAACGAAAAACCUUCCAACUCUCCAGAGACAUUGUCUCAAAUGGAUGUCGAGUCAUCCAUUGGUAAUAGCAAGACAUCGGAUGAAACUACAACUGCAAAUAGUGCCAUGAAGAACAUACAAGAAAAGGAGGUUGCUAAGCUUUCAAGUCCAACCAAGACACUAACUGAAACUGUGACUGAGAAGUUGGCACCAGUUUAUUCCACUGUUACUGAUGCUACUCAUGCUAUUGCUUCAAAGAUCCAGAGCCUCACCAUCUCUGCUCCGUCUGACUCAUCAACUCCAAAAAAAGCUUCUUCCCCAACAAUUCAAAGCUCUGACCCAAUAGCUACGCAAGCACCAAGUUUGAAUAAAGGAACUGAGCAGGUAUGGGAUAAAGGAGUUUCAGUAAAGGAGUACUUGAUGCACAAGUUUGAGCCAGGUGAAGAUGAAAGAGCACUUUCUCAGGUUUUGUCCGACGCACUGAGUCCGAGAGCAAAGCCUGGUGUAGGUGUGGUAGAGAAGGUGAGGGAAGCAGUAAAUUCUAUGUUGCGAGCUGGGGAUGAACCACAGCCAAAGUCUACGCAUUUGACUGCAAAAUCUUCGUCACAGGUUGAAGUGGCACCACAACCAGUGGCUGCACACUCAGUUGCGAAAUCUUCAUCAAGGGCUGAGAAGGCACCAGAGCUAGUGGCUGCAAAAUCAGUGCGAGCUGAAUCGACACUGCAAUCAUUGGCUGCAAAACCUUCAUCCUCAGUGAAGAAGACUCAACGGGCGGUGGCUGCAAAAUCUUCAUCACAUGCCGAGGUGGCACCACAAGCAAUUCUGGCAGUACAUUUGACUCCAAAAUCUUCACCACAGGCCAAGGCAGCACCACAGGCAAUACUGGCUACAAAUUUGGCUGCAAAACCUUCCCCACGGGCCAAGGCAGCGCCACAGGCAAUACUGGCUACACGUUUGACUGCAAAACCUUCCUUACCAGCUGAAGCAACACCACAUCCGAUGGUUACACACUUAGCUGCAAAACCUUCCUUACCAGCGGAGGCAACACCACAACCAAUCGUUACACAUUUGGCUGCAAAACCUUCCUUGCCAGCGGAGGCAACACCACAACCAAUAGUUACACAUUUAGCUGCAAAAUCUUCAUCAAGCGCGCCGAUCUUUACCACCACCCAUAGAGGUGAGUUUCUGCAACUUCCUGUUUCUACUUUUACAGCCUGUGACAUGCAUGUGCACAUAAUACAUAAUAUAACAUAAUAAAGAAAUACUUCUCUCUAAUGCAGUGGCUGAGGAAGAAAACCUCGAAAGAAUACUCCAAGCAAAUUAAUGGAUAUAUGCAGCACAUCAGAAGUUCUAGACACAGACACCAAACAAUAAAAAUUUACAACUAUAUUUAUCUUCAUUUGUUUGAUUUUGUUCAGUUGUAUUGUACCAAUAACAAUAAAAUACUUCUUCAGUAUUUUUAUUUCAGAUUGAUGUGAAGAAUGCAAGGGAUGCUUGUGUUUAAAUUUUGAUUUUCCUCAUACGUUCAGAAAUGUACUCUGAUGGGUUUGUUUUGAACUUUUAAUAAGGAAUGUUUGUUUCUAUAAAUAAGGUAGUAAGGAAGGGCUUUUGUGAAUUCAUAGUUUCAAACUUCGAACUUUUUUAUCGUUUUAAA